AUGGACUUCGACAUGCUGAAUUCCCACCCGGAGGCGCAGCUGGAGCUGAUGAACGCAAUGCUCCAGCUGGAGCAGCUCACCGCGUUCCCUCUCCCCGACCACGGCGGCGCCAUGAUGAUGGUGCCUUCGACUCCCCCGUCGCCGGGCAUGCAGCAAGCAGCUACUCACCACCAUUUCUCUUCGGUGCCUCAUCACAUGUCGUCUGCGGGUGCCAACGGCCGUGGCGGCGUCUACAACGACCACCAGUACUCCCAGGUCGUCACAGCUGCGUCGUCGUUCAGCGGCAGCGCCCGGUCGUCGGAGUACGUGACGACGCAUGCGCAGGACCACCAUGCCGGCGGUGGGGGCAACGGCAACUGCAACAGCGGGGAGAGCGGCAGCACCGCCACCGCCGUCGGGUCGUCGGCGAUGCGGGAGAUGAUCUUCCGCGUGGCGGCGCUGCAGCCCGUGAACAUCGACCCGGAGAUGGUUCGCCCCCCGAAGCGGCGCAACGUGCGCAUCUCCACCGACCCGCAGAGCGUGGCGGCGCGGAUGCGGCGGGAGCGCAUCAGCGAGCGCAUCCGCAUCCUGCAGCGGCUCGUCCCGGGCGGCACCAAGAUGGACACCGCGUCCAUGCUGGACGAGGCCAUCCACUACGUCAAGUUCCUCAAGACGCAGGUGCAGUCCCUCGAGCGCGCCGCCGUGGCCAACGGUGGCGGCGGUGCUGCGCCCUACUCCGGCCGCAUGAACGGAGGCCAGUGGUAG
This is a messenger RNA of Miscanthus lutarioriparius, 744 nucleotides long. Lineage: Eukaryota; Viridiplantae; Streptophyta; Magnoliopsida; Poales; Poaceae. The record is from the annotation of a GenBank genome assembly.